Molecule: messenger RNA, 1578 nt
Organism: Synchytrium microbalum
Lineage: Eukaryota; Fungi; Chytridiomycota; Chytridiomycetes; Synchytriales; Synchytriaceae
Exons: 11
Coding region: 1-1578 (525 amino acids)
Biological process (GO): carotene catabolic process
Molecular function (GO): carotenoid dioxygenase activity
Source: RefSeq, a predicted model, not a curated record
AUGACUACUCCAACAGGUUUCAGGUCCCGUGCCGAGUAUGAACAAGCAGCACGUCGAGGAUGGGAGAAUAGUAAAGAAUCCCAAGAGUAUUGGAUACCAGAACUGGACAUUUUUACUGGUACCUUCUUUCGUAACGGACCAGGUCUCGCUGACGUCUAUGGCUUCAAGUUGAAGCAUCCCAUUGAUGGCGACGGCAUGCUCGCGGCUCUGACAUUCGUCGAUGGACGAGUCCAUUUCAGGUCCAAAUUCGUCAAUACUUGGCAACACCAACAAGAACAAUACCAUCGCCAAUUCUUGUUUCCCGGACAAAUGGGUUCGCGAAAUGAUUCUGUUGUGGGAAACAGUUUGAAGCUCCUGUCUUCUACUGUUACUGGCAAGAAGCCGCAGAUUGGACCCUUCCGUGAUCCAUCAAACACGAAUGUGUUCUACUUUGGAGGCAAACUUCUGUCAGCGUAUGAGACCAUGCUGCCUCAUUCCAUUGACCCCUACACGCUCGAGACAUUGGGACCGGAUGACUUGAACGGCACGCUGCCUCUGCGCUCUUUCGCGGCGCACUACCGCUAUGAUGCCAAAAAGGACGUCAUUGUCACCCUCUCUCUUAAACCUGAAAUGCCAGGUGUCGCUGGAAUGAAGGCCAGACCGCCAGCAGUGCAGUUGAAUGAAUAUGACCGAGACUGGAAGUGUGUUUCCUCUCGAAUGCUCAACAUUCCAGGAUUGAACUAUGCUCAUGAUUUCGUGUUGACUCCAAACUUCUACAUCAUACACAUGACACCAUUCGUAAAAAUGACAGCUGCCCAGUUCUACGCUAUUGCUGUGGGAGCUGGUGGACCUGGUGAUUACAUGAAACACUAUCCGGAACUUCCAUCUCGCUACGUCUGUAUACCGCGAGAUGCUACAGGGAAAAUUCAGCAAUUGGACACUGGAAGGUUCCAUAUCUACCACUUUGGAAAUGCAAUGGAAGAGCCAUCGAAUGCCAAAUCAUCUUCUGAAGUGAAGAAGAUUACAUUCAAUGCUGUUUGUCUUGGUGAAAAGUUUACUAUGGAGUAUGAGAAGGGAUUGUGGCUUGCCAAUGCAACAGUCCAGCCAGGCCUACUCCACGAGUUCUCUCUGGACAUGAAAACAAACACAUGCACUCAAUCAGUAGGCGACUCUUCCAAUUCUGAAUUUCCCUCCGUACACCCAUACCGACACGGACAAGGUGGUCGCUUCGUCUAUAUGAUGUCGUCUACUGAUCCAGCAAAUCCACUACCAUUCGUGGAUCUGGUGAAGUACGACUCGGAAAAGAAGGCUCGACAAGUAUGGCAUGCACAUGGAGUUAUCGGAGAGCCGUACUUUUGUCCGAGGGGAGGCGAGAAGAGUGCUACUGAAGGAGACGAAGACGAUGGGUUUGUCAUUGUGCAGGUGUAUGUGGUGAAGGAGCAUCGAACUGAUUUCUGUUUGCUGGAUGCCAAGCAUGUUGACAAGGGGCCUAUCGCAGUGAUUCGAUUGCGUCAUCAUAUACCAUAUGGCUUCCAUGGCACAUUCUGCCCUGAAACGUUCGUGGCAGCACCACCAGCGAUGAAAAGCUCUCACUUGUAA